GAGGGACGCAGCGCCUGCCGCGGACGGUGGCCGGCGCUGCCAAGGAGCUCAUCUUCUCCGGCCGCCUGCUGGACGGCGACGAGGCGCGGCCGCCGGCCUGGUCACCACACAGCCCCCCGCAGAACCCGCGCGGAGACGCCGCCUUCCUGCGCGCCCUACGCCUCGCCCGCGACUUCCUCCCGCAGGGUCCGGUGGCCGUGAGGGCGGCUAAGCUGGCCAUCGACCAAGGGAUGGAGGUCGACCUGGCGACCGGACUGGCCAUAGAAGAGGCCUGCUACGCUCAGACCGUCCCCACCAAGGACCGACUGGAGGGGCUCCAGGCCUUCCGCGAGAAGCGCACGCCGCGCUACAAAGGCGAGUAGCUGCGGGAGCCCGGGACCCCCGCCCUCCCCGUCCGCCCCGUCC
Molecule: messenger RNA, 405 nt
Organism: Ornithorhynchus anatinus (platypus)
Lineage: Eukaryota; Metazoa; Chordata; Mammalia; Monotremata; Ornithorhynchidae
Product: methylglutaconyl-CoA hydratase, mitochondrial-like
Biological process (GO): fatty acid beta-oxidation
Cellular component (GO): mitochondrion
Molecular function (GO): enoyl-CoA hydratase activity
Source: RefSeq, a predicted model, not a curated record